Messenger RNA from Lactuca virosa, 270 nucleotides. The record is from the annotation of a GenBank genome assembly. Lineage: Eukaryota; Viridiplantae; Streptophyta; Magnoliopsida; Asterales; Asteraceae.
AUGGCUUCAGAACAAAGCUUCUCGUAUAUUGGUUUCAGAGAAUCGGACCUAGACAUACCAACUGAUUACGAGCUCCACGCCAUGGAAACACAGGUGCAACUUGAGAAAAUGAGAGAUGCCAUGCAACACCAGCUAGGUGAGAUAAUGGUUGAAAUCGUUUUGUUGAAAAAGAUUGUGAUUGUGAUGGCUGUGAUUGGAGUUGCAGUGGUGUUAAUGAUUGGGAUAUGUGGUUACUUCUAUGUCACUAAUUGGGGUUUUUGGUGGGUGUAG